Molecule: messenger RNA, 1083 nt
Organism: Adineta ricciae
Lineage: Eukaryota; Metazoa; Rotifera; Eurotatoria; Adinetida; Adinetidae
Source: the annotation of a GenBank genome assembly
AUGAAAGCGCUUAUCCUUGUUGGUGGUUAUGGAACGCGCUUACGUCCGUUGACACUUACCAAACCGAAACCAUUAGUAGAAUUCUGUAAUAAACCGAUGGUUCUGCAUCAGGUCGAAGCCCUAGCUCAAGUUGGCGUGGCGCAUGUUAUUCUGGCUGUGAGUUAUUUAUCUGAUAUGCUUCAACGAGAAAUGGAAGUCGAAGCGAAACGAUUAGGAAUUAAGAUCACAAUUUCGCAAGAAACUGAACCGUUAGGAACAGCCGGUCCGUUGGCAUUAGCACGUGAUCAUCUUCGAACAGAUAAUGAACCAUUUUUUGUUCUCAAUUCCGAUGUAAUAUGUGAAUUUCCAUUCAAUGAAAUGAUCAAAUUUCAUAAGGAUCAUCGCUGUGAAGGAACUAUUGUGGUAACGAAAGUCGAUGAACCAUCGAAAUAUGGUGUUGUUGUUUACGAGCAAAAUACCGGCAAAAUUGACCGAUUUGUCGAGAAACCACGCGAAUAUGUGUCCAAUAAAAUCAAUGCUGGUCUUUAUAUAUUUAAUCCAGCAAUACUUGACCGAAUUGAACUUCGGCCAACAUCAAUUGAGAAAGAAGUUUUUCCAGCUAUGGCAAGUAAUAAUCAAUUGUAUGCAUUUGAACUUAAAGGAUUCUGGAUGGAUGUUGGUCAGCCCAAAGAUUAUCUAACUGGAAUGGGUCUCUACCUCAACCAUGUUCGACAUUCGUGUCCUGAUCGUUUAUCACAUGAAAAUGGUACUGUAGGAAAUGUUCUUGUGGAUCCGACAGCUAAAAUCGGCGAACGUUGUCGCAUCGGUCCAAAUGUUGUUAUUGGAGCACGAGUCAUCGUCCAAGAUGGAGUUUGUUUGAAAAACUGUACGAUUCUUGCUGAUUCUCUUAUUAAAAGUCAUUCAUGGAUUGCUAAUUGUGUUAUCGGUUGGCGAUGCACUAUUGGUCAAUGGGUUCGCAUGGAAAAUACGAGUGUGCUCGGUCUUGAUGUGACUGUGCAAGAUGAAUUAUUCAUCAAUGGUGGUGUUAUUUUACCACAUAAAGCUAUAAGUGAGAGUGUUCCCGAACCGAAAAUUUUAAUUUAA